AUGCGCCAACAGACUUCUGAGUGAUCUUGGCUACUUUGGAUCGAGCGGCACAAAGCUGUAAUCUGAAGACAAUAGAGAUGGCGCUUGCAACUGAAAGUACUUAUGAGUACUAUGACUACGAGGAGACGGAAAACUCCACCAUGUGUGACUAUUCUGAGUGGGAGCCUUCAUACUCUGUCAUCCCACUGCUCUACAUGCUGAUCUUCAUCCUUGGCCUCUCCGGGAACGGGGUCGUCAUCUUCACCGUGUGGAGAGCCCAAGGCAAGUGGCGUGCUACUGAAGUCUACAUAGGAAACCUGGCUCUUGCCGACCUCACCUUCGUGGUCACACUGCCUCUGUGGGCCGUGUACACGGCCAUGGGCUACCACUGGCCGUUUGGAGUGGCUCUGUGUAAGAUCAGCAGCUAUGUGGUCCUGCUUAACAUGUAUGCCAGCGUCUUCUGCCUCACCUGCAUGAGCUUUGAUCGCUACCUGGCCAUCGUCCACUCACUGACCAGCAACCAGCUGCGUACGCGCAAUCACAUGCGAGCCUCCUUGAUGGCUGUCUGGCUGACGUCUGGUCUCCUGGCCGCACCGACUCUCAUCUUCCGUACCACCAAAUACGAUGCAAACAGCAACCGUACUUCUUGCGCCAUGGACUUCAGCCUGGUGGUGACAAAUAAGGACCAGGAGGCCCUGUGGGUUGCCUUCCUCAGCAUCUCCUCAACGGCUUUGGGUUUUCUUCUCCCUUUCCUGGCCAUGAUGGUGUGUUACUGCUUCAUUGGCUGCACAGUGACCCGCCACUUCAACACUCUGCGUAAGGAGGACCAGCGUAAACGCAGGCUGCUGAAGAUCAUCACCACGCUGGUUGUGGUGUUUGCCGCCUGCUGGAUGCCCUUCCACGUGCUGAAGAGUGCCGACGCCCUCUCGUACCUGGACUUGGCACCUGCUACCUGUGCCUUCCUCCGCUUUCUGCUGCUGGCUCACCCCUACACCACCUGCCUGGCCUAUGUCAACAGCUGCCUCAACCCUUUUCUUUAUGCUUACUUUGACUUGCGCUUUCGAUCCCAGUGCCUGUGCCUGCUCAACCUGAAGAAGUCCCUUCAUGCCAGCCCGGCCAGCUCCCUGUCCUCACAGAAGACAGAGGCCCAGUCUCUGGCCACAAAAGUGUGAUGAACCGAUCAAUACCCAGAGGCGUGCUAGGGAAGGGGUGAACAAAGCAGGUACAAAAUGACAGGUUCAGCACGUCACCUCUGCUUUUCUGUGGACUACUAACGGAGUGAAGGCACGGCCACUUCUCUGUGCUCCUGUGAAGAAGACACUCAGGC
This is a messenger RNA of Thalassophryne amazonica, 1306 nucleotides long. RefSeq names its product apelin receptor b (gene aplnrb). NCBI's taxonomy places the organism in Eukaryota, Metazoa, Chordata, Actinopteri, Batrachoidiformes, Batrachoididae. Gene Ontology annotation, biological process: G protein-coupled receptor signaling pathway; immune response. Gene Ontology annotation, cellular component: membrane. The transcript has a single exon. Bases 78 to 1151 code for a protein of 357 amino acids. Gene Ontology annotation, molecular function: G protein-coupled receptor activity. The record is from RefSeq and is a predicted model, not a curated record.